This is a messenger RNA of Dictyostelium discoideum AX4, 516 nucleotides long. RefSeq names its product RNase P protein subunit (gene pop5). The coding region runs from base 1 to 516 and encodes 171 amino acids. NCBI's taxonomy places the organism in Eukaryota, Evosea, Eumycetozoa, Dictyosteliales, Dictyosteliaceae. Gene Ontology annotation, biological process: tRNA processing; tRNA 5'-leader removal. The record is from RefSeq and is a predicted model, not a curated record. Gene Ontology annotation, cellular component: nucleolus; ribonuclease P complex; endoribonuclease complex. Gene Ontology annotation, molecular function: ribonuclease P activity. The transcript has 2 exons.
AUGGUUAGAUUAAAGAAUAGAUAUUUAAUGACAGAAGUUAUAUGGCAUGAUAAUGAAAAAUCAACACAAUUAUCAGAUUCAUGGUUAUUUCAAUUCAUAUCAAAUGAAGUCAAAGAAAAAUUAGGUGAAUUAACAUAUGAAGCAUUUAAAAAAACUUUAAAAAUUAUAUAUGUAAAUCCAGAUACAAAUAUAUUUAUAAUUAGAGUAUCGUUUGAAUAUUAUAAAUCAUUAUGGACAGCAUUAACAUUGAUAACGUCAUAUUAUGGUGUUCCAAUUUAUUUUAGAAUGGUACAUGUUGGUGGUUCAAUUAGAUUAUGUCAAAAAGCAGCAAUUAAAAUAUUUGGAAAACAAAUUUCAGUUUAUGAUAAAAAUAAAAUUUUAAGAAAUGAAAAAGGUGAAACUAUAGAUAAUAAUAAUAAUAAAAAUGAAGAACCAUCAAUUAAAAUGGAUUCAGAUGAUGACGAGAAUGGUGGUGGUGAUGAUGGAGAAGAUAAUGAUUCAGAAAUGAAAGAUUAA